AGGUAGACCUAUCCGUCCAUACGUACGUCAUGCAUUUCCGGGUGCCAGUUUGUUGCCGAAAACUUCAGUUACCGGUGUUAAAGAAUUUUGAGCGAAACCCACACGGCGCAGGGUUUGGAGCGUGCAGUUGAUUUGUCAAAAGAAUUCAAGAUGGAACAGACCAGAUAUAACUUACGGAGGAAGUCCAGAGAAGGUCCAAAGACAGACCAAGGAAUGGAUGAAAGACAAGACCAGAGGCUACCAUCUCAAGAACCAAAUGAUGUCCGAGUGAUUGAUGAGAGUGUGAACGAGCCGACCAUGAAGACCACAGAAUCAAGUGAAGUUCAGACAUCUCGACCGGCUCUCAUUGUUCUCCUCAUAUUCUUUUUAUCGGUCUGCGUCAUGGGCUUGGUCUACUGGAGCUUCCCAGAAAUAGAUGAAGAUGAUAUGGAACACAUCAAACUGCCAAGGAAUAUGGAUGACGCCAAAGAUUUAGGAAAGGUCUUAUCACGUUACAACGAGCAAAACUCCAUCGCUGUUACGGCUGCCUUCUUCAUUACAUAUAUAUUUUUGCAAACUUUUGCUAUUCCAGGUUCAAUAUUUCUGAGUAUAUUAUCAGGAUUUUUAUUCCCGUUUUUCAUCGCUCUCUUUUUAGUUUGUUUGUGUUCUGCAAUUGGAGCCAGUAACUGCUACAUGAUAUCAUAUUUUGUUGGAGUUCAGUUAGUUCAGAAGUACAUUCCUGAGAGAGUACAAAAGUGGUCAGCAACGGUUGCGAGACAUCGUGAGCAUCUUCUAAAUUACAUCAUUUUUCUGAGAAUAACGCCAUUUUUACCAAACUGGUUCAUCAACAUCACCUCACCUAUAUUAGAAGUAUCUAUCUGGCCGUUCUUUGUCGGUACUUUCCUUGGUGUAGCGCCCCCGUCGUUCGUUGCAAUCCAGGCAGGUACCACUCUCUAUCAGUUAACCCAUGCGGGCGACGCCCUCUCAUGGACCUCCGUCAUCAUCUUAGCCGUCUUAGCAGUCUUAUCUAUUCUACCGGCUGUCUUCAAACAAAGACUACAACAAAAAUUUGAAUGAAUUCUGUUCUUUUAUCUACAGCAUCAUGGAGACGUUUUAGUCCUCGCCGUUGUUUUGGAUUGUGAAAGAAAGCGACAAUGUGAGUUUCAAAAGUUGUUGACGAUGGACCUAAAAGCUGGUGCUGUUUGGUUAAAGAAAUCACCAAAAUGAUAAUAACUCGACACAAUGCUGUCAUAGGAAACACAGACACAGGAGAAAAGUGGGAUCUUGCAGCUCAGAUUAAAAAAAAUCUUAUUUUUUUUCUUUGAUUCUUCUUACUUUUCCAUUCUCUAUAUUGAAUUAAUCAUCAUGAGCAACUCAUUCCCGUAUACAUAAAAUUAUUUUGAAUGCAUUUCUUAUUGACUCCUUGUUUACCCUUAAUGCUUUUAUUUAACCAGUUCAUUUUGAUUUGUUGAGUUUUAUCUACCUGUUUUAGGCUAUUGAUAAUAUUUUGUUAAGUCCAUCAACAUUAUUUUUUUGUAAGUUUGUUCUCAAUCAAUCAUAUUGGUUUCAAAUAGAAGUCAAUUGUAUGAUUGCUAUGAUGUCAUCAUGACUAGAUUUGCUUUUAUUCUAAUAAGGAUGGUAUAAUAGUCACCGAUUGGAAUAUAGAUAUAAGUAUAAGAUGAUAAAGAGCAUAACACAGUACGAUAUUCCAUGUCUCAAUAUUAACAUUAAAUUUUAAUAUGUUUUAUUCCAAAAUCGGGUCGACAAAUUGUAAGGUGUGCGGUGGCCUUUUGACAGAUAUUGAAUUGGUGAGGUGUUUGUUUCAUUAUAAAUGACAUUUGAAUUCACAGAUUCUGAUUUAAAAUGUUUGAAAGAGUUUAACAUGAAUGUGCAAUAAUUAUCUGGGACCUGUUGCACAGAGCAACGAUCAAUCGCAAAUUGAUUUUCAACCAAUCAACACCAUGCAUUUGGGACUUGCAAUUGAAUUAUUUGGUUGCAUUAAAACAACAAGAACUCAUCUCUGUUGCAACGGGCCCCAGGGUCCUGUGACAUAGAUAUUAGUGAAUGAUUAUGGGGCUGAUUUUCUACGAUUGAUUGCAUUCAUUAUUGUAUUUGAUUAAUCAUAAAAAUCAGUCUCAUCGAUCGCCAAACUUAGUGUGUUACAGUGCCCUGUUGCAGAAAGAGUUGCAUUUAAACACAAAUCAAAAUAUCAAGCGCAAGUCCCGAAUACGGGUGCUUCAUUGGCUGAAAAUCAAGUUGCGCAAGAUUUUUUGAGUUGCGUUUGAUCGCAACUCUUUCUGCAACGGGCCCCAGGUCAUACAGAAGCGAGGUAAGAACAUUUAUCUGCUUGCGACACAGGGCCCCGUAACAUAAGUCUUAGCCAUUGGGCGUUUGGCUGAGUUCUACAAUAGAUUGAAUUAUUGUGUGUGAUAAGUUGUAAAAAUUAGCCUCAUGGUUACUAUGAUUGAUAAUUUAUUAUGUUGCAGGGCACAGUUCAGUUAAUAGGCAAGGCAUGAAUUCCUAACGAUUGCUGCCAGGAGCAUUUUACUUUCAUAAUUUUUUCAAUCUGAUUAAAUAUGUCGAGAUGCUAACUGAGAGGACAUAAAGAGCUAUAUGUAUGUAUAUAUUGUCACUGUAAUAAGUCCUUUUUGGUUCAACUUAUGAUGUAGAAUUCAGAAUAACCUCACAGACACACUUAUUUUACACUUCUUUUGUACUAACCAUCAUUAUGAUGUUAAUUGAAAAUUAUCUAAUUAUCUGUCCAAUGAGGAUUCUGGUCAGUUUUUCAUUCAUUUUGGGCACUUUUGAAUGGAAUUCUUGCAUUUAAAUUACACACAACUUUGGCUCAUAACAGCAACAACAUCCCAUGUUACAUGUUGUAAACUCAAUUAACCCAAGAGGUGUUUUGGGGCCAUUCUUGUAUUCCUAUUACUCAAUUGAAUUUAUACAAGCUGAAGUUACAUUAAUUAUUUGAAGUAAACUCUGAGAUAUUUCCCACAGGCAGUUAGGGACAAAUUGAAGAACAUUUAAAAAAUGAUCAAACAACUAUGGAAAGCCAGCAAUGGUAUUAUAAAUUGUAUGUUCAAAUUGUUUUCUUGACAACAUACAUUCAUACAUUUAUUGUUUAAUCAACAUUUCAAUAUGCCUCUCUUUGUUUACAAAGAACAUUGAGCGAAUUUCCUGUAGAAUAAACUAUGACAAUGAUGAAUUUCCACACAGUUGAGGUUGAUCAGAUCAAUCACGAUUCUUUGUCAGAUGGGACCCAGCUCACUUGGAAUUUUCCUUGUUUUUCACUGUUUUUGCCAUGUUCACAAAAUGAAAACAAUUUAAGGAUUAUAAAAAAAAAAAAAAAAAGAUUGUCACAAGAAACAAACAAAAAACACACAUCACUUUAAUAGGAAUACCACCACAUCUGUUGUAAUAUGCUUAUUAUACUUGUACCAUUAUUUUGCAUUUGAAAUACACUUGUUGAUAUUCUGUUUUUAUGAUAUUUUGUUUAUAUUUCCCAAGGUAUGUUUCUGUAUAUUUAUGAAUCUAUAAUUGUAGCUAUAUGCUUCAAUAUGUAUUGUUUGUAAAUGAUAUAUAUACAUUUGUAUUGUUAGUAAUGCUAAUAUAUAAUUUAAUAAUUCUAAUGUACAUGAGCAGGUGGAUGUUUCAUAAAGCUGUUAGGAGGAGCGACUUUAAGAACGACUGACCAAUGAAUUUUUUUUUGUGGUAAAUGGUAUACAUCAAAAUGUUAUUUGGCGAUGGUUUAGCGCAUAAGAAAAGGUCACCAGUCAUUCUUAAAGUCGCUCUUAACUUAGGAACAGCUUUAUGAAACACCCCUAGGUGUAGCAACUCAAACUAUUUCAUUAGAUUUUACAAUCAAUUUUAAUUUUUUGUCUACAUUGUUUGCCAUAGAGUUAUAACUAAGAUCAAUUUUAUAAUUGAUUGCAUACACAAUGUUAAAGGGUCAUGAUGGUGCAAGCCAAGUUUUUUUUCUCUGUCAAUUCAUCUUUUGUUUUCUGUGAUGAUAAGAUAUCUUUAACCACAUUAAUGUUAAUGUAUUGUGGAAGAGCCUUAAAAUAACAAAAGCCUGGGUAAAUUAAGUUAUAAUAAAUACAAACAGUAAAACACUUGAAAUUUUGAUAUAUGAACCUUGGAGAAGUUGUUUGAACAUUUUAAACAAGUGUAUAAAAUCUUAAAACAACAAAGUUUAAGUGUAAAUACUUCAUUCUCAAUUAGGCAUGGUUGUUUAAACUGUUAAACAACUAUUUUAAGGUUCAUGUUGUAAACAAUGUAUAAAAAGUUCAACGGCAUUUUCAUUGAGCAGGGGACAAAGAUGGAAUUUAACAUGAAUUCAUCAGGACUGGUUAAUCAUAAAAGCCUGUAUUCUCAAAGUGUUUCCAGCGUUUGUGAGCUUAUUAAAGUUUAAAACACUUUGAGAAUACCUGCCAUGUUGUUGCUGUUUCAUAAGCUAUUUUGAUGAAAGUUAAACGAACAAAAACAUCUCUAUGCUCUCUUUGUGUUCUCCAGGGGAGCAUUUCAUGAUACAAAAAGUCAAUAAUUUUCACUGAUUAUUGUUUUAAGCUACUGAAAUCCUUGCGUCUGAUUGGCCGAGAGCAAAAUAGUCAAUGAAAACCAAUGACUAACCAUUUCAUGCAACGCUCCCAGUAUGUACUAGUAAGUAAAGGGUGUUCAGUUUCUAAUUUAUUGUGAAUGUCACUAACUUCAUCUGCACAAAAUUAUUUUUUAUUUAGUAUUUAAAGUUUAGAAGUAAAUGAUAAGUUGUACAAUUUUGGUGCAUAUUUUUAUCUGUCAAAGAAAUAAAGACGGUAGAUCCUAUAUACCUCUUAA
Lytechinus pictus (painted urchin) is the source of this 4815-nucleotide messenger RNA. Its product is annotated as transmembrane protein 41B-like. Gene Ontology annotation, cellular component: endoplasmic reticulum membrane. Lineage: Eukaryota; Metazoa; Echinodermata; Echinoidea; Temnopleuroida; Toxopneustidae. The coding region runs from base 151 to 1056 and encodes 301 amino acids. The transcript has 10 exons. The record is from RefSeq and is a predicted model, not a curated record.